AUGACCUCUUUUCCAGCAGGAAUGAAUCUGUGGUACAACACACCAAUUCUCGUUGAGCUUGCGCGUGCAUUCAGCGUUGACGAGCUCGGAGUAUCCCGUAUCCCCACCAUUCUCCAAGCUGGGUCAUUAUGCAUGUGGUCUUUUUUCAUCAUCCCGCUGGGAGACGUUGUUCAUCGGCGGCCGCUGCUACUGCUUCUCAUGACAUGCUCGGCGUCUCUCACUGUGGGCCUUGCGAUCACCGACUCGCUAAUUGCCUUCGAGGCCAUCUCGUUUCUCACUGCUCUCGUUUCGGUUACGCCCCAGGUUGUUACGCCACUUGUCGCCGAUCUCGCACCUCCAAACCGUCGGGCGACAAUGAUUGCCCUCAAUCUCUCCGGAAUCCUCCUUGAGCUCCUGUUGGCACGCGUUCUUGCUGGAACUAUUACCGAGUUUUCGAGUUAUAGAAAUGUGUAUUGGAUGGGUGUAGGUGGACAAUAUAUCAUGCUCCUCGUUCUCUACUUCAUAACUCCCGACAUGCCUAUCAAAAACCCCGACCUGUCCUACUUCCGUGUUUUCAUCUCCAUGGCCAAAUUUGCGACGACAGAACCUGCACUCAUCCAAGGGUGCUUUAUUCUCUUCUUCAGCUCGUCGAUUUUCAGUGGAUUUUGGGUGACUAUGAUGUUCUUGCUCGCUGGAGAGCCGUAUCGUUACUCGACGCUAGUCAUUGGCCUCUUUGGUUUGGUGGGCAUGGUCGGUGUCGCCAUGUCUCCUCUGACCGGGCGAAUCAUCGAUGGCUUCGUGCCCUGGUUUGCCAUUCUCGUCGGCAUUAUGCUGGUUAUAUCUUCUCAGCUUAUCGAAGCCUUUGGAGCACUUGGAACUGAUACCAGUGGAGUUGGAGCUGUCGUCGUUGCUAUCAUUGUGCUUGAUCUCGGAGUGCAGGCGACGCAGGUGGCUACGACCACCUCCAUAUUCAGUAUUGCCCCGGAAGCCCGAGCUCGACUCAACUCGUUACUUGUUGUUUCCAUACUUCUUGGACAAGUAAUGAGCACCGCUGCCGGCACGCGGCUCUACGUCAAGCAUGGGCAUCGCUUCAGUUCUGGGAUGAGAGUUGUGUUUGGCGGUGCAGAGCUUCUGUUCUUGUUGAUGCGGGGUCCCUAUGUUCGGCGGUGGACGUGGCUCGGAUGGGAAGGAGGUGCUCAACUGAAAAAAAAUGCGGACAUAUCUUGCGCUGCGGAAACGCCAGUGUAUGGUGAUGCAAAGACCUGUCCGUCAGCGAAAUGA
Mycena indigotica is the source of this 1260-nucleotide messenger RNA. RefSeq names its product MFS general substrate transporter. The transcript has 10 exons. Gene Ontology annotation, molecular function: transmembrane transporter activity. Lineage: Eukaryota; Fungi; Basidiomycota; Agaricomycetes; Agaricales; Mycenaceae. Bases 1 to 1260 code for a protein of 419 amino acids. The record is from RefSeq and is a predicted model, not a curated record. Gene Ontology annotation, biological process: transmembrane transport.